CAAGCCGGCGCUCAAGCGCACGCCAAGUGGUUCCUGCGCCCCAAGGAGAAGAGCGUGGCCGGGCAGGUGUGCCUCAUCACCGGCGCCGGGAGUGGGCUGGGCCGGCUCUUCGCCCUGGAGUUCGCCCGCCGCCGAGCCCGCUUGGUGCUGUGGGACAUCAACUCGCAGAGCAACGAGGAGACGGCGGGCAUGGUGCGGCACAUUUACCGAGAGAUCUCCGAGGAAGCCGUGGUCGCUGCCCAGAAAGCUGGGCAUGGUGAAGAGGAAGUGCUACCUCAUUACAACUUGCAAGUUCACACAUAUACGUGUGAUGUGAGCAAAAGAGAGAAUGUAUACACGACUGCUGAGAGAGUCCGCAAGGAGGUUGGUGAAGUCUCCGUCCUGGUCAACAAUGCUGGAGUGGUUUCUGGGCACCAUCUCUUAGAAUGCCCAGAUGAGCUUAUUGAGAGGACCAUGAUGGUUAACUGCCACGCACACUUCUGGACUACAAAAGCAUUCCUUCCCAAAAUGCUGGAACUGAAUCAUGGACACAUUGUCACUGUUGCAAGUUCCCUUGGCCUAUUCAGUACUGCUGGAGUGGAGGAUUAUUGUGCCAGUAAAUUUGGAGCUGUGGGUUUUCAUGAAUCUCUGAGCCAUGAACUGAAAGCAGCAGAAAAAGAUGGUAUUAAAACAACAUUGGUUUGCCCUUACCUUGUAGACACAGGAAUGUUCAGAGGCUGCAGAAUUAGAAAAGAAAUUGAGCCAUUCCUUCCACCUUUGAAACCAGAUUACUGUGUAAAACAAGCUAUGAGAGCUAUACUUACAGACCAGCCUAUGAUUUGCACACCUCGCCUGAUGUAUAUGGUGACUUUUAUGAAAAGCAUCCUGCCUUUUGAAGCAGUAGUGUGCAUGUACCGGUUUUUGGGAGCAGACAAGUGUAUGUACCCUUUCAUUGCUCAACGAAAGCAGGCUACAAAUAACAACGAAGCAAAAAAUGGAAUUUAAUGUUUUACAAAGGACUGUUCGGUGGCUUAAUUAUGAUCAAAACUUAUGACAAUUGUGAAGUGUGUCUGCAUUUAGCAGAUGCAAUUUUUAACAUUUUACUGUGGCAUUCUUUUUGGAUCUUAUACCUGUAUAGUGAACAGAAGAUCAAUGUUUUUUACAUCCUGUAUAUAAAGCGACUCCAGAUCUUGGAAAUUGUGACAGGCAAAGCAGGUUCAUAAAAUCUAGUCACCCUUGUCAUUUUGAAACUUUACUAAAUGUACAGUAUCAUGCUACUCAUUUUUUUUGUAGAAAUAACUGUGUAAGAUUUACUCCUGAGGUUGUCAUUCAACCUAGAAGAUGGCCAGUGGUUUCAGCAACUAUUAAUUUUCUUGUGGUAUUUUCUGUGGGGUAAUCACUUUAAACAAAUGUGAUGUAACUGGGCUGUGUUUCAAGGGAUUCAGCCAGGUAAUGUGGAACAGAUGCAUCUUAAUGAAAUAUUUCCUGAUUCUUCAAAAAAAAGUAAUAUUUUAGGAAGUUUUCAAAAUGAAAUUAUUCAGGAUACUUCUCCCCUUUACUGGGAGAUAAUUUACAGCUGUGUAUAACCCUUAGUUUUUUCAGAGUCAACUUUUUUCAGACUGACAUGUAUAUUUGAAUGACGAAGGCCUAUCUAAAUCACAACUACAUAGUCUUUUCAUGACAAAAAUAAUUUAUCCAUAUUGUCACGCAUCACUCUGCAGUAAGUUGAGCUCUUGCAUAAGAUUCAAAAGCAAACUGAGCUAAGAAAAGAAGUUUAGUUUUAGUUCUUGUGCCAUUAAAAAGAUAAUCAUGGAAGAAGCGUAAAAAUGUAUUUUUACAAACCUCCACAACCUGUAUUUGAAGUAGAGAACAGAAGACAAUUUUUUUACAAUUUUUUUGUAAGAAUAAUUUUGUGCCUUGAAUUUGGUAAUCUGUAUUAGAGGAAUAUUGUAAAAGUGAACUUCUACCUCUAUAUCUAAAUGUAUACCACCCACUUGUAAAUUUAUUAUAAAAUGAAACCUAUGGUGACUUUUUAUUAGAAUGUUGUGUUAAAUAGUGACCAACCUUUGUGGUUAUUAAAGUGAUCCACUUUGUUCUUGAAAAUAUGACUUGUGUAUUGUAAAUGCCAGUAUGCCUCUGGCUAUCUUAUUAAUAAUUCUGCAGCAUUU
Pogona vitticeps (central bearded dragon) is the source of this 2147-nucleotide messenger RNA. RefSeq names its product retinol dehydrogenase 10 (gene RDH10). NCBI's taxonomy places the organism in Eukaryota, Metazoa, Chordata, Lepidosauria, Squamata, Agamidae. Gene Ontology annotation, cellular component: lipid droplet. The record is from RefSeq and is a predicted model, not a curated record. Gene Ontology annotation, molecular function: oxidoreductase activity, acting on the CH-OH group of donors, NAD or NADP as acceptor.